Molecule: messenger RNA, 2900 nt
Organism: Sinocyclocheilus rhinocerous
Lineage: Eukaryota; Metazoa; Chordata; Actinopteri; Cypriniformes; Cyprinidae
Product: semaphorin-3aa-like
Exons: 4
Biological process (GO): neural crest cell migration; positive regulation of cell migration; negative chemotaxis
Cellular component (GO): axon; plasma membrane; glutamatergic synapse
Molecular function (GO): semaphorin receptor binding; chemorepellent activity; neuropilin binding
Source: RefSeq, a predicted model, not a curated record
AUUUAGGAACUGUGCUGAAGGUGGUGACCAUUCCCAGGGAAAGCUGGCAUGAUCUGGAGGAAGUGGUGCUGGAAGAGAUGACGGUGUUCAGGGAGCCAACACCUAUUACUGCCAUGGAGCUCUCCACUAAACAACAACAGCUGUACCUCGGGUCAGAUUUAGGGAUUUCCCAGAUGCCCCUGCACCGCUGUGAGGUCUACGGGAAGGCCUGUGCCGAGUGCUGCCUGGCAAGAGAUCCGUAUUGUGCCUGGGACGGGACAGAGUGCUCUCGAUAUUUUCCGACUGCUAAAAAUCUCACAUCAUCCUUAAGUCUGUAUGACAGUAUGGUACAAUGUAGUUGUUUGAUUGAAACAACAGUGUCCUCUAGUGGCAUGAGAGAAGUAGUGUUACAAAUACUAAACUAAAUACUAGGGUCAAUUUUAGUGUUUUAGAAGAUGUGUCUAAUCCCAUCUUAUGAAAAAGUGUUAAUAAACUCAAUCUGUUUUUCUCCAUGUCAGAUUGUGAUUGAUGAAAGGCUGAGUCUUACAGGCCAGGGUCUGCUGAUCCGAAGUCUAACCCAGGCCGAUUCGGGAGUGUACCACUGCCACGCCGUCGAGCACGGCUUCAUCCAGCCCCUGCGGCGUAUUAAUCUUCAGGUCAUCCCAUCUCAGCGCGUGGGCGAGCUGCUGCUCCGAGCAGGCGCCAACGAUAAGGAUCCUUCCCCUAAACACAAACUCUGGUACCGGGAUUUCAUGAGCCUGUUGGAGCACCCAGACCUCAACAGUGUGGAUGAGUUCUGCGAGCGCGUUUGGAAGCGAGAGAAGAAGCCAAAGGGAAAGAAAACCCCCAAAGUCAACCCCAUAGCUGGCGUCGGGACAAAAACAGAUAAGACCCCUCAAAGGACGCCUCAGAGUUUGCAGAACCCAACGCAGAGGGUGCAAAACACACCAAAAGUGCAGAACAACCCAACUGCUCAGAUUCUCCCAAAGUCCACAGGUUUGCAAAGAGGUCAAAUCCCGGGAAGUACAGUGAGCACGGAGAGCCAAAGCAUCAAACCAGACACUCAAAGCACGCAGAAGAUCCAAAGUGCUCCUGAGAACCAAAGAGCACAACCUAACCAGGGAAAAAGAGGCACCCAGACCCCACAAAGAGGACCUCCUAACACAGCCAAGUGGAAACAACUUCAGGAGAACAAGAGGGGGCGCAACCGCAGGACCCACGAACAGCAGAGACCACCGCGCAGCGUGUGAGAUACACUCACGCACACUCAACAGACACUUGUAAACAUCUGAAUCAGUCACCCAUACAACAGACAAGCGUGUAUAAUCGAUAGCACAAAACUCAAAAACGGUGAAUCCUGCUCACGUCUCUUGUUCACCAGGGAAAGCACAUUGACUUUGUCGUUGUGAUGUGACAGCAAAGACCUUUUACACUCCUAGUGUUACAGAUCCGACGUCAUACACGUGAUGUUUUCAUCAGGAUGCGCGGCGGUCGUUUGCCAAAAAUCCUUUGCGAUACGAUGGGAUAGUGCCAAUGGAAAAAGAAGAAGAACUCUUUUGUCGAAAUGACAACAUAUGAAAAAAAAGACAUGGUGGAGUGAAUUGGGCACCUGGAAAACUGGAAGCCAGUUGCUUAGAUUUGUAAAGACUGUAAUAUAUAAGCAAGCAUUGUACUGUACAUAGAACAACAGUAAGUAAUUAUGGACACAAUUGGUCAAAGGUGAAAUUAAGGCAUGCCUUAGUAACAGCUUGUCUAACCUCUGAUCCUCAGAAGCGUUUUGAUGUUCGUGUUAAUUAUGUUUCAGAUAAUCAAGUGGGCCUGACUGACUAAAAACAGUCAAUAACUGUGGUGACCAUUUCUGCCAAGAUUUAGGUUUCAAAUACAACGUGCAUGAGUUGAAUGAAUAAGCUCUUCCAAGCCAGUUGCAUAGUCGAACUAUCUGCCGAUUACAGCCGUCUAGAUGAUCGUUUUAAAUGUCGGUUGCGUAAAAAUGAUAGAACGUCUUUUGAAAGAUGUUUUUAGAUAUUUCCAUAAUGUCUGUAGUGUAUUUCUAAAUUAUUAUUACUCAUAUUUCAUACGUUCGCGUCUUUGAUUUGCUAAAUCAGUCUAUGUUAGGCUGAAUGCUGAAUGACUCUAGUAUAUGUACAUAUAUAUACAGCAGAACACCACUUGAUUAUUUAUUGCUGGUUAUUGUUUAUUGUUCAAAGGGUUGCAUUUAUUUUUGAUAUUAUUUUUUCUAUUCAGUUGUAAACGUGGCUGAUAGGCCAUGAUUCACAUAGGCGGACCAAUUAUUUGUUUUUAGGCUCAGAUUCUUGUUGAGUGUUUGCAGAUCUGUAUUCUUUUAAUUCAGUUUUACAUGCUUACUUUCUAAAUUUUGGUCGUUCUUUCUUUUUUCUGUCUUAUAGCUUAUCUUUAGGUCUUGUUUUAACUUCAUCGUGCUAAAACUAACGAGAAAUAUUAAAUCAUCUCCAAUGAUUAGCUGUGAAUCUCCCUAAAAAAAUGUGUGGGUUAGGACAGAUUAGAUGCCGUGGAGAACACACUGCAUGUGAAUUCUGCCUUUGUGCAUCUUUAUUUUUUAUUGUCAUUGUGUCAUGCUAGAGGUCAUUUCUGUGCCAUGCAAGAUGUACGAGAUGUGAAUAUUUUUGCCAUUUGCAUCUAGACAUACCCUGUCCCUUUUUAUGUAUUAUAAGGUCUAUAGUCUUUUCACACAUACAGGUGUGAAAACGGCAAAAUUGUCAUUUCAAUGCAAUACCGAGGUAUCUCCACCAGAUGGCGAUCCCGUCCACUCCCUGACCCAGAUGGAGUUGAUUUGGUGCUGGCUGGUGCAACAAGGGAGGAGAAGGGAGCUGUCAGUUGUGUAAAAUUGGUGUUUCUGGCAUGCAUUUGGUUGUCUAAAUAAAUAUUUCCUCUAUAAUUUCAGG